Messenger RNA from Limulus polyphemus (Atlantic horseshoe crab), 484 nucleotides. RefSeq lists its product as uncharacterized. The transcript has 3 exons. The record is from RefSeq and is a predicted model, not a curated record. The annotation marks the transcript as partial. Lineage: Eukaryota; Metazoa; Arthropoda; Merostomata; Xiphosura; Limulidae.
AUGGUAACAGCUUGGUCACCAGUGUUGGAGAGAAUCUUAGUUGCAGGGCCUGACUCUCUAAUGCUUAGUUCUCAGACUGAAAGAAAGCAAAUUAGGGGCUACCCUAGUCAAUCCCAACCUCUCGAUGGAACAGUCAACAAUAAUGAAGAGGCUGCUCCAGUGUUGAACAGCUUUACUUCUGGCACGCACCAAACAAAUCAUUCCUCGAACUAUCCUGGACCCUAUGCAGGACAGAAAACUUCUGUACUGGGUUCUUCAGGUAUACCUUCCACUACUGCUAGUUACACACAUCAAGGCUCAUCUUUAGCAACUUUGAACAGCCAACAAAUUCUGUCCAGCACAAACAACCAAUCUCAGGGAAGCUACUCUGGGUCACAGAGUCAAACCAAUUCUCACUAUCCCUCAACAACAUAUAGUAUUCCACAGGCCAUGUACUCUGGUUCCUCACAGACUCCAGCUGGCUCUUCAUUUUCUUCACAGAGAG